CGCACUUACUCAUAUUUUUCAGUCACACUCAACAAACAAACAACAUAAUAAGGAAAUGAAUAGAAUGGGACCAGUUAUCGGUUUAUAAAAUUGAUCUGGAAGCCGGCACUGUUCUGCAACAAAAAACUUUGCUUGGACGCCAAACGAGAGAUGCGUGGCAGUUCCAAUAAAAGUUGCAUUUGAACGACAAAUGUCACAAUGACUCCUAAGCUCGCUGACUGCGUUAACUUUGAGCGUUUUACCACAUCCAUCUCCGAUACUGAUCGUGAAGUUAACUUUGCUGGAUUGAACCUAUUUGUCUCAGUUAAAGUAAUUCAAUCGUUCCCUGUACCCCAGCAAAUUGCAAAUUAAAACCCAGCUCCAGAAGUACUCAACCUUCCACAUCUGGAAGCAAAACUCUGUAGGAAAUGUUGAAAUCCGCGGGGAGUGCAAGAACUUUUCAAUCAGUUUUCCCACCUAAAAUUGUGUAUUCAAACUGUUUUAAUUUCAGAGGACAACAUCUGGAAGUUGCUGGAAUAUGAGGCAACUCUCAAAUUUGCUUUGCUGAAAAAUCGAUUUGAAUCAUAUCUUCUUUUCAACACCAAUCUGUCUGUAAUAGGAAAAUUCAAAGCUUGUGUCAAAUUUGAGAUAACCAUGUUGGAGGAAGAAGGAACUCGCUCACUAAACACCUACGCAAAGGUUAAACACGUUGUCAUCCGCCCCACCUUGAAAGAAUUGCCUCCAGUCUUCCAGGUUAAAAUAUAAGAAAAACACAUCAGUACUUGUAGAUAAUCACUUACCAUCAGUUUCUCUUAUUUAUCACAUUCCAAUUAUAAUUUGGCUUUAUCUCCGCGCUAUUUUUGUAUUCAAUGUUCAUCACUUUCCUAUCACCACAUCCCUUUACUAUCGCGGUUUUUUUCAAAUGUCUACAAACUCACACAUUUGUUAUUCCCUUUCCCAUCACUACGUUCGAGUUAGCUUCUGUAAUCUAAAAUCAUCAGACUACGGGAACGUCUUUCAGUCGAAAGGCUAUAUCUUCUACCCCCAGUCAAUACGAGCACCCACACAUAGAACCGUAUUAUUAUCUUGUUAUGUAACCUGAAUAAAAGAAAUAAUCUUUA
Messenger RNA from Caenorhabditis elegans, 1100 nucleotides. RefSeq names its product Transposase (gene C23F12.9). The transcript has 3 exons. The record is from RefSeq and is marked reviewed. NCBI's taxonomy places the organism in Eukaryota, Metazoa, Nematoda, Chromadorea, Rhabditida, Rhabditidae. The coding region runs from base 199 to 351 and encodes 50 amino acids.